Molecule: messenger RNA, 1036 nt
Organism: Archocentrus centrarchus (flier cichlid)
Lineage: Eukaryota; Metazoa; Chordata; Actinopteri; Cichliformes; Cichlidae
Exons: 6
Coding region: 4-699 (231 amino acids)
Biological process (GO): response to bacterium
Source: RefSeq, a predicted model, not a curated record
ACAAUGAGGAGCUUCAUCUUGAUAACAGCUCUGCUCCUCUGCAGCUUCAGCUGGACCUCUGUCUCAGGUUCUGAGUUUCAGACAGUGGAGGUCCACCCCGGUGAAGAAGUCACCCUGCAAUGCUCCAACAUUUCCGCUCAUCCAACACAGACCGACUGGUUCAAAGUGGUCGACCAAUCUAAUCCCAGCUGCGUCUCUGCCAUGUUUGGAUCUGACGGAUCUGCGUCGUUCUGUGACGGAUUUCAAAAUGGAAAAUUUAGGAUGAGUUCCAACAUCACCUCGGUCUUUCUUCAAAUCCAGCAAAUAAAUUUAUCUGACGCAGGGAUUUAUUUCUGUGGAUUUUACAUGAAUAAACACACAGUUAUUUCUAAUGCCGUAGAGUUAAGAAUUCAAGGUAACAGUGAACCCAGGGAUGAAGGGAACCUUAAUAGUCGAGUCGCAGAAACGUGUGAUGUAAAUACAAAACUUGUGACUGUGAUGUUUGCCAGCAUGGGUAUUUUCUUCAUGAUGGGUUCCAUUGGUCUGGCUAUUAAAAUCAGGCAGCUUCAUCCAGCUAUGAAGAAAGAGCGGCACCCUGAAACAAACAAGAAUGUGGACUCUCUGGAGCCGAACUCUGCAGCAUUGAGGCUUAUUGCAGAAAUAAGAAACAGAAUAGAGAGAGAAGUGGACACUCACGUUGUUUAUGAUGUCAUAAGAUAAGAUGGACUCAAUGUGUGCACAAUGGAAAAAAGCAUGUUCUUCAAAAGUCCCUAUAACCACGGGGAGUUGGCAUUUUUUAUGUCUUAAUGUGUCUGUUUUCCUUAAUAGAAUAAAGGCAUACUUGAUGUUUGUCAAACUUUCCCAUAGAAAGACACAAAGGGGUUCUGGGUUCUUUUGUGACCUCCUGGACGAGUCAUCAAUGCACUGUUGGAAUAAAUUUGUCAGGGAACGUAAUUCUCUUUUAGAGCUUUUGUACUCAAGCACUCAAAGUAUUUUAUGCUCAUGCCUCAUUCACCCAGUCAUACGAGCACUUUUUUCUACUCCAAGUGCAUCCAAG